UGUAUAGUUUUAGUGUGAGAGAGAACGUGCAGAAAUCUCGAAACUCUUCAUUUACCAGCUUUCUUUGGCAUCAUGACUAGAACCCAUAUCUCCAUUCUCUCUCUGAAGUUUCUAUUCUGCCCCUUUCGGCUACAUCGGAAAACUUUUCCGGCGCCAGAGAAAGCACCCCUAGAGGAGAUCCUCGAAGUCAGGCUUAAACAGCUAGAUUUGGAUGAUGGCCAUGGCAUAACCAUGUCAUGGCUUUGCCAGGCCAUGGAAAUCCUCAGCAUGACCUAUACUAAAGCCACAGCCAUGGUCCCAAAUUCCAACGUACCAGAAAAAUGGUUCCAUUCGUUUCUCGAAAACUCUCUCGAGCUUUUAGAUCUGUGCAAUUCCAUCUCUUCAACGCUCUCGAGGCUCCAAAAUAAAUGCCUCUCAAUCAAACAUGCUCUCCACCUUAUCGAUCACCAGAUUUCGAAUUUCCAGUCACUGGAAAAUCUCAACGGAGCCCACAAAGCCCUCCUGCAAUGGAUGUUGAGACCUCCAAGAAAGUCUAGGACAUGCCAAAGUUCAACCCAUCCCCAGAAAUGCCCUCCCCUGUCCAAGUCUUUGCAUGCACAGACAUUAUACAUAGUCGAGACUAUAACCCAUUUUUUCACCAGGGGAGUUGCUGCCUCCUUGUUGGCAUCAGGGGUAGUCUUGGAAGAAUUGGGGCAGUUUUUCGGUGGGUCAGGAGUAAUUUGCAAAGAAAUGGCGAAUAUUUCAAGUCGGUCAGGGGUAGUUUUGGAAGAAUUGGGGCAGUUUUUGGAUCGUUCAGGGGUAGUUUUGGAAGAAUAGGGAUGGUUUUUCAGUGGGUCGAGGGUAGUUUUGAAAGAAUUGGGGCGAUUUUCAGGUAGGUCAGGGGUAGUCUUGGAAGAGUUGAAGGUCAUGGAUGAGUGUGUUAGAAAGUUUUUGGGAGCUAUAGAGCACGGAAGUGAGAAACAGAAUAAGAUUAUUGGUGAUGAAGAGGAAAGAGAGGAGUUGAGGAAGGCUGUAAAAGAAGUAGAAGAGAUUGUGGAGGUAUUUUCCGAAGGCUUGGACAGUUUGCUGGAGAAGGUGAAUGGUUUUUUCCAUCUUGUUUUGUGUGCAAGAAACUCAAUGUUGGAUAAUAUAAGAGAGAACAUAAAAUAGGACAGGGAAACAGGAAAACUAUGGAGUGUAUAUUUGUAAAAUUUCAAUGAAAUAAAUUCAAAUAGAAGGGAGAUUUUCGUCCUA
This is a messenger RNA of Amborella trichopoda, 1233 nucleotides long. RefSeq lists its product as uncharacterized. The record is from RefSeq and is a predicted model, not a curated record. NCBI's taxonomy places the organism in Eukaryota, Viridiplantae, Streptophyta, Magnoliopsida, Amborellales, Amborellaceae.